CGACGCUUGGCUGCAAUGGCUGUCGCGUUGUGUGAAAUUGACGAGGACUGUUAUUCCUUCCGGAGAAAACGGAGUUGCUGGCAGAAGGACUGGGUGGGAAGGAAGGAAUUAGGCGUCCAAAAUCUUUUGUACAAAGAGCUCCUCAAAACUGACCACGAAGAAUACCGGAGGCUGCUUCGUGUCAGCAGAGAGCAGUUUCUGCAACUGCUGUCACGCGUGGAAACUCGCAUACAAAAGAAGGAUACAGUGAUGCGCCAAUCUAUAUCGGCAGAAACACGGCUGCAAGUCACGCUGCGGUACCUCGCUUCAGGAGAGAGCCAGCAUUCGCUCAGCUGUCAGUUUAGACUGGGCCAUUCUAGCGUGAAUGACAUUAUUUAUGAAACGUGCCGUGCCAUCUACGAAGAGCUAGGAGGAGACCUUAUAAGAACACCCGGCACCGAAGAAGAGUGGAAAAAUGUAAUGGAAGGCUUCAGUCAGAAAUGGAAUUUCCCGAACUGCAUUGGAGCAAUUGAUGGCAAACACGUGCUCAUAAAGAAGCCGCCGAAAUUGGGAACAAUUUACCGCAACUACAAAAAAAGUUUCAGCGUUAUUCUUCUAGCCGUCGUUGAUGCCGAUUACAAGUUUUUGUAUACUGAUAUUGAAAGACAUAGACAACAAAAAAGCAGGCCUGCCAGAACUUGUAAAGGUGGCUAG
Messenger RNA from Rhipicephalus microplus (southern cattle tick), 693 nucleotides. RefSeq names its product protein ANTAGONIST OF LIKE HETEROCHROMATIN PROTEIN 1-like. NCBI's taxonomy places the organism in Eukaryota, Metazoa, Arthropoda, Arachnida, Ixodida, Ixodidae. The record is from RefSeq and is a predicted model, not a curated record.